Nezara viridula (southern green stink bug) is the source of this 297-nucleotide messenger RNA. Lineage: Eukaryota; Metazoa; Arthropoda; Insecta; Hemiptera; Pentatomidae. The record is from the annotation of a GenBank genome assembly.
AUGUUACCGUAUUUAUGGCAGAAGUGUGCCAUAUCAUCGGCAGCUGCAUGUUUGGAAAUUAUUAACAGUGAGAGUGUUGGCAUCUAUUCGUUUAGUCAGUCAGCACUUCAAGCCUUAAAAUUCCCCAAAGGGACCUCCGCACUGGCGACUGACUGUAAACAGGUACUGAAGCCUGCUCCAAGUUUUGUAGAUCUAGUGUGGAACCCUGGACAUAAGGUAAUUGAAGGUAACGAGAAGCAGGCAUCAUCGCAAGAAAGGGAUCUGAAAUCCCUAUUAUGGGACCAGAACUUUCGAUAA